Molecule: messenger RNA, 3919 nt
Organism: Xiphophorus hellerii (green swordtail)
Lineage: Eukaryota; Metazoa; Chordata; Actinopteri; Cyprinodontiformes; Poeciliidae
Product: nicolin-1-like
Cellular component (GO): nucleoplasm
Source: RefSeq, a predicted model, not a curated record
UGUUAUAUGGACCAAAAUACCUGUUGCUAUUUUUAUUCCCACUCACAAUCACACAGUUUAAAACGAUGUAAACAGCAUUUUAUUCUGGUGAAGCUCAGUGUGACUCAUUAGUGAUUAAUGUUAAUCAGCUGGAAUAACUAACUGAUCUACCAGCUGAUUGGUUGAUGGACGGACAGAUGGACGUUUUUAGACUUUAGGAACUGAAAUCAUUUGUUUUAGUGAGAUUCUCUGAUUUGUUGUCUCCACAGGUUUUUAGUUUUCUGUCGUGCUGCGUUCACUGUACCCUGGACAUUAACAAACAUUAAACCUCCCCAUACAAACUUCAAUGUUUGAAAUGCUAAUUUGGAAAUUUAUCUUCUGCAGUACCGUAACUCCUAGCUAACUCCAGACUAACUCAUGGUUAACUCCAGACUAACUCCAGGCUAACUCCCGGCUAACUCCUAGCUAACUCCAGACUAACUCCCGGCUAACUCCAGACUAAUUCCAGGCUAACUCCAGACUAACUCCCAGCUAACUCCGGGCUAACUCCAGACUAACUCCAGGCUAACUCCCGGCUAACUCCUAGCUAACUCCAGACUAACUCCCGGCUAACUCCAGACUAACUCCAGACUAACUCCCAGCUAACUCCCGGCUAACUCCAGACUAACUCCUAGCUAACUCCAGACUAACUCCCGGCUAACUCCAGACUAACUCCAGUCUAACUCCCGGCUAACUCCUGGCUAACUCCAGACUAACUCCUAGCUAACUCCAGACUAACUCCUGGCUAACUCCUGACUAACUCCCAGCUAACUCCCGGCUAACUCCAGGCUAACUCCCGGCUAACUCCUAGCUAACUCCAGACUAACUCCCGGCUAACUCCAGACUAACUCCCAGCUAACUCCCGGCUAACUCCAGGCUAACUCCCGGCUAACUCCAGGCUAACUCCAGACUAACUCCCGGCUAACUCCAGACUAACUCCUAGCUAACUCCAGACUAACUCCAGUCUAACUCCCGGCUAACUCCAGACUAACUCCCAGCUAACUCCCGGCUAACUCCAGACUAACUCCAGGCUAACUCCCGGCUAACUCCAGACUAACUCCUAGCUAACUCCCGGCUAACUCCAGACUAACUCCCGGCUAACUCCAGACUAACUCCUAGCUAACUCCUGGCUAACUCCAGACUAACUCCUAGCUAACUCCUGGCUAACUCCAGACUAACUCCUAGCUAACUCCAGACUAACUCCCGGCUAACUCCAGACUAACUCCAGUCUAACUCCCGGCUAACUCCAGACUAACUCCUAGCUAACUCCAGACUAACUCCAGACUAACUCUGUGCUCCUCCAGAUGCUGGUGGAGGCAGACCACGUGGUUUCGGUCAGGCUGAUCCUGAGGCAGCCGUCGUCCGCCUGGCUGACCUUCAGCUUGGAGGAGAUCAAAAUAUUCCCCCACACGGAGCCGGAGCCCCUGAAGGAGGUUUCUGAUUGGCUGUCUGACCUGAUUCUGGUCGACCAGCUUCCUGAUGUGGAGGGCCUCCCGGACCCGCACAACUUUCCCUCCAGCAUCCAGCAGAUGUGGGCUCUGACCGAGGUCAUGCAGACCACAACCACAGCCUCCAUCGGACGCUUCGAUGUGGACGGAUGUUACGACAUCAACCUGCUGUCGCUGACGUAACGCGGCUUUCAGAGCGACACACACUUCCUGUGUGGAGGCAGAAGACCAGAGAGCCGCCUGCUGGUUUAUCACUUUGUGUCAUCAUAUCUGAUCACAUCACAGCACGAGACACGUAAUUCAGUUUCAACGUGAGAAAAGUGAACCAAACGUUUAGAAGAAUAACUCCGGAUCCGGAUCCCGAUCCUGAUCCCGAUCUGAUCCACUUCUGGUUUUAUUUUUACAUUUCUUUCAUUUUUUCUCUUAAAUAUAAAUAAUCUUUUCUUCUUCGUUUGUUUUUGUUUUGGUGUUGCUAAUAAUUCAGACUUAAAGACAAAUAAAAAUCAUAAAACUGAUCGAGUUAAAUCCAUUUUUCACAGGAUUAACAUUUAGAUCCUAAAUGAGGAAAAGCCAAAAUGAUUCACUCAUUUACAUAAUAAUAGAUUUUUGUUUCAGCAUAAAAUAUCUAAUGUUUCUCUUUUCGAGCAAAUCCAGUCGACUCUUAGAUAUUUAUGUUUUCACUUUCAGGGUCAAGAUGAAUAUUAAAAUCCUCCACUGUAUUGACGACAUUAUCGAUAUUUAACAGCAAAUCAAGUCACUGAUCUAAAGACGAAGUAAUGACAAGUCUGGUGAUGUCAUGAUGUGGGCGGAGCCACGCACAAAAUGAGCUGCAGUUUGAUGGAGGAUGAAAGUGAUGAAGAAAAAGAAGAAACUUUUUAUCCCCAGUUUUAUUCAAUCAGAUUAUUUUGCACAUUUUUACGGUCAGGUUAGGAUUACUGAUUCUUUGUUUUACUCACUUCUGAAAGUUAAGAGUUUCUAACACCUGACAUUUUCUAUUACAGGUUUAGGCUGUAAAAAUGAAUGGAAGUCAAUGGAAAGUCCCCACAAAGAAAGCCACGUGUCUGUGUGUGUGUGUGUGUGUGUGUGUGUGUCUCUCUCUCUCUCUCUGUGUGUCUGUGUGUGUGUGUGUGUGUCUCUCUCUCUCUCUCUGUGUGUGUCUGUGUGUGUGUGAAACACACAUUGGCUCAGAUCCUCCUGUUAGCUCUGUUCUGCCCGUCCAGCAGUCGGCAUUUGUCUGUCGAUUCGGUGGAAUCUGAAACUCGACGAUUCAUUCUGCAGAAUUCUGAAUGAAACCAAAAUAAAGGUUUUAUUUUUUCUUUUGGCCAGAAAACACAGUUACUAGAUUCACUAAAGUAAUCGGAUCCAUGCGAUUUGCUUUGCCAGCAGAAGCAGAAGGUGUUGGGGAGUUCAGCUUGUUCUGAGUUCAAAGGUCACCGUGACAUCACAGUUUGCUUCCUGAAGCUCCUCCUCCUCCUGCUGCUCGAACCGAACCGGGUCAAUGCAGAGCAUUCUGCUCUCAUCUUCCAGUCCAUCAUGGCUGGAGGCCCAACAGACGCAGACAGAUCCAGAUUUCCUGACUGGAUUUUUCUGAACUUGUCGUUUUGUGUUCAGUUGCUGCUGAUGGAGACGAUCAACAUGUCAGCAGUUUAGACGUCGGUGUUGUUUCCUCUUGACAGAAGACGUGUCAGGAACGCCAGCCGCUCUCCGUCUGAAGCUGAAUUGGUUUUCUUGCGGUGAAGCUUUGUCUCUUUCUCAUUAAGUCCUGCAGUCGUUUCUCCUUCUCCUCGUCUCCCUGCCCUCCUCGCUCGCUUUGAUUUGAUCUUUCUAUCAUCUCAUCACUCGACUCGCUGAGCGAUGCACCUCAGAGUCAUGAAUCAUUUAUUCAGAUGAGUCUGAGACAGCCGUGUCACCGGCCGCUGCAACACCGACAGGAAGAAAAAAGCAGCUUCAUGCUGUGACUGGAAUAACUGAAGAGACGAGUUUCACUCAGAGCAGAAACUUUAUUAUCUUCUGGACGAAAUGCCAGGAUGUUCUCUGUGAAGGGGCAGUUAUUGUUGUCAACAAAAGCAGGAAGCAACGACUUUCCAUCCAUCCAUUAAUCCUCAGGAACACAUUUUGUCACGUCUGACUUUAACCAGUUUCAUUCAUUUCCUGGAUUCAAAGCAUUGAUCACUGAAUGGAGUCAGAUUUCUGUUCCGUCGAGUUUUGGUGAUUUGUAGGUUUUUAUUGUCGACUGAAAUAUUUUAUGUAGCGUAUAUUUAUGCACAUUUUAAUGCAACAUUGAUUUGUGUGCAUGCCAAUUUGUCCAACAGUCUCUGAGUUCACAACGUUUAGACGUGAAGCUUCCCAACAUUUCCUGGGAUUGUCCAACAAACUACAGACCAGGAACAAAUUACUGCAGUUAAACUUCAUACUGUUGAAUGUUUGAGUAAAGAUUCAGUUCAAAACCUAAA